AUGACACUUGCCGCCGUCGCUCUCCUCGUGGCUGCCUUGGCCCUGGUGGCCAUGGUGCAGGCCAUCUUCUACUUCACGGCGGAAGACCUGGAGUCCGACGAGGAUUUGUGGGAGUUGUACGGCCGAUGGGCUGCUCACCACGAGGUGGUGCGCGAGCCCGGCCGCUUCCCGACCUUCAAGGCGAACGCCCACAUGCUCCACAGCGAGCAGCGAGACGUGGGCGAGCUGAUGGCCCUCAACGUCUUCGGCGACAAGUCCUUCGACGAGGUCAUGGCAACCACGUCGUGCUUGAAGAGAACCGGCGAGUUGCUCCCGGAGCUGGAGCAGUUGCCCGUCAUCGAUCUCGACCUCGUCGCCGCCACGCGAGCUCUCCCCAGCAAAGUCGACUGGAGGUAUGCAAAUGCUGUCACUGAUGUCAAGAAGUAG
Molecule: messenger RNA, 426 nt
Organism: Setaria italica (foxtail millet)
Lineage: Eukaryota; Viridiplantae; Streptophyta; Magnoliopsida; Poales; Poaceae
Product: cysteine proteinase EP-B 1
Exons: 1
Coding region: 1-426 (141 amino acids)
Source: RefSeq, a predicted model, not a curated record